GCACCGGGGCUUCUGGCAGUCGGUAUCGAACCGUCGCGGCUCGCGCGGCCAGACGUAGGUACGACUCUUCACGAGUACGCGAGUGCCUAUGUGUGCUUUAGUUUUUCCGCCUCCGAGUCCAUCGUACGUACAACGACGCGUGUUGUCAUCGCGGCGGACCCGCACACACACCUAACGCAGCUGGUUGUUCGUUAGCUUAUUGUAACUGUUGGUAUUAUCGUCGUAUACAUCGCAGCGAUUUGCAUCGUCAAGAGCACGGGAGUAUCGUUAUGUGGGUGAAAGAAGAGGAGGAGAGCAGCAGUUCAUCUUCGACGACGACGACGGCGACUAAGUCACGGCGGAGCUUGCAAGGGAAGCAGCAGCGCCGCUAAGGGGGAAAAAGCUGCCCCGCCGCCGAUGGGAUCGAUCGCACGAGCGCGGCGAGAUAUCGUUGCCCCCAGGUGAUUGAAUAAAGGAGGACUGGCUGGAUUUUCUCAUCGUCUUUGGGAGAAUUUAUGAGGCAGACAUGGACGCCGGAGCCGGUCAGGGUAAAAAGCAGGUCCGCGUGGGUUUCUACGACAUCGAAGGCACCAUCGGCAAGGGCAACUUUGCCGUGGUCAAACUGGCCAGACAUCGAAUCACCAAGACGGAGGUGGCCAUCAAGAUAAUCGACAAGAGUCAGCUGGACCCGACGAAUCUCGAGAAGGUCUACCGGGAGGUCGAGAUCAUGAAGCAGCUCGAGCACCCGCACAUCGUCAAGCUCUACCAGGUCAUGGAGACGAAGAACAUGCUCUACAUGGUCUGCGAGUACGCGAGUCGAGGCGAGAUCUUCGACUACAUAGCCCGCUACGGUCGAAUGGGCGAGCCGCGAGCUCGGGCGACCUUCGCUCAGAUCCUCUCGGCCGUCGAGUACUGCCACGCGACUGGCGUCGCUCACCGCGACCUCAAGGCCGAGAACCUGCUGCUCGACGCCCAGAUGUGCGUGAAGAUCGCCGACUUUGGCUUCAGCAACAGGUUCGCCCCAGGGGAGAGACUGAGCACCUGGUGCGGCAGUCCGCCUUACGCCGCCCCGGAAGUCUUUCGCGGGAAGCACUACGCCGGCCCGGAGAUCGACGUUUGGAGUUUGGGUGUAGUUCUGUACGUCCUAGUCUGCGGCGCUCUGCCCUUCGACGGCUCGACUCUCCAAUCGCUGCGGGAUCGGGUCCUCAGCGGCAGAUUCCGCAUCCCUUACUUCAUGAGCACAGACUGCGAGAGCCUGAUAAGGAAGAUGCUGGUGCUGGAGCCGGGCAAACGGUACACGAUACCGCAGAUAAAGAGGCACCGCUGGAUGGCAGGCGCCACGGACUCGAUUCGCCCUGUCGUGCCGACGACCUCGCCGUCGCUCCAGGAACCCAACGAGCAGAUACUCAGGCUCAUGCACAGCCUUGGAAUCGACAUCGCGCGCACUCGAGAGUCACUGAGGAACAACAGCUACGAUCAUCACGCCGCCAUAUAUUUCUUACUUCUCGAAAGACUGAAACAGCAUCGAAGCCGAACGAAGGACGAGAAAUUCAAAUCGAGAGGCCGAGAGGAGAUGUGCCGCAGCGGCAAGCGCUUCAGCUCGACGAGUUCCUCGACGGACGAGGGCUGCUGCAGCGCCGAGGGCGACCUGGAGGAGGUGCCCUCCGGCGACGAGCUUCGCGACGCGCAGAUCAAGCUCGAGGAGCACCGGCUGGGCCUGGACCGCGACAUAAGCCAGCGCAUCGACAGCCAGAUCGUGAACCGUCGGCUGAGCGACUACCAGCACCAGCACUUCAACAGCGAGUCGGGCUCGCCGAUCCUCGAGCCCCUCGAGCCAGCCGCGAGCGGUGGCCAGGUAGCCAUGCAACACCAGAGCCAGGUCCAGGCCAACGGCGCGGCCACGAACGGCAACGGACGCGCCGCGAGUAUAUUCGGUGGGGUUAACAACGGAGGUAGCAACGGAAGCUCGUCGUCCGAGUUCUUCGAGUCGAGUUUUGACUCCGGCUGUCCGCCCGAUUACACCACCACCUCGAGCUGCUUCACCAGCAGUCUGCCGUCCUGUACCCCACCGCCGCCCAAAAGCCCGUCGCCCGUUGCCAGCAGGAUAUCCAGGGUCGCAGCCCAGGGCAGAAGGGCAUCCGACGGGGGGCCCAGGUUGCUGUUCGCUCAGCAGGGAGGAGGCGACAGACCCGUCAAGCAGAGGAGCAUCCAAGACUCGGGCAAAGCAAGGGGACACCUAGACCUGGUGCACCUGCGUCCACCGCCAGCCUCUCCUCAGUCCCAGUCGCAGUUUAAGUUGCGCAGCGUCGACUCGGGCACGCAGCUCCAGCUCUUGGUGCAGCAGCGCAUGCUCCAGCAGAAGCGCAGCCUCUUCCACAGGCACCGCAGCGGCGGCAGCCCCACACCUCUGGCCGGUUCGGCCAACAGCUCCAUCUCGUCCUCCUCCGUUAGACUCAGCAGCAGUGGCGGCGACCACCUGGCCCGCCAGGACAGCUACAAACUGGCCCAGCGGGCCCAGAUUGUCCCCCUCCUGCCGGGCGGGCCCUCCCCCCACCACAGUCCCGGCAUCGGGCUCCACCACCAUCAGUCGGUAAUGUCGGGACAGUCGCACCACCUGCACCACCACAACCACCAUCAUCAUCUGCUGGAGGACGAGUUCAUGGGCGGCGGGAGCAGCAGGGAACGGGACGAGGAGCGCUGGAAGAGCCUGCCCUCGAGGCUCGCGGCCGACUGCCAACUGGCCGAGCGCACUCUACUCUGGAGCCAGCAGGUGGCAGGCCUCAGCGGAGGCGCAUCGUACCUUCCGCCAGGAAGCGUGGGCGGCUUUCUCUGGCCGACUAGCAGCAACCCCCACUCGACGAUCUUCGAGAACAGCGCGGGCGACCCGAUGGAAUGACUGCCGGACAUCAGGGCCUCUCUCGCCAACUGCACGAUCCGGCUAAGGAGUGCCAGUGGCUCGGCCGGUGGCUCCGGCUCCAAGAGGUCCCUGAUUCGACCCUGAAUUUCGCAGAAGAAAGAGCCGAGGUCGUUUUUACCGACCGAGCUGGUAACGCCACUCGUCAAGUAUUUGUACACAGGAUUUAGUUACGAUUUGACCGCAACUCGUUGCAACGCACCGUUUCAAUCUGAUUUUCGACAAGUGUUAUACGGCUUCGAAGAUGCACUCGUUUGGUUUUAUAGUAUACGUCGAGUAUCGUUCGCAAAGCCCCCCUAAAAACUCGACUCGGUCGGUAAACGCGAGUUUUUGAGAUGAAUUAUCGAUAUACACGAGCGACAGACGUUACGCUGAUGCACUGUCCAUCUCGAUUUUUGUUAAACGCUACGUAGAUUGUUCGAUUCCAGCCUUCUGGAACUGCUCACACGUAUUGUACACGUCGUAAAUAUAUACAUAGCGUAUACUAUAUAUAAAAAAUAUAUAAAGCCACGCGGUCUUCGCUACGGAAAAAUAAAAAAAUUGUUCAGUCUCUGCCGACUGCUUUUGAUCGUCGAACGUCAAUAUCUUUCGCGCUGCGCUGAACGCGCGAGCAAUGUUAAUGUAUUAAUAGAUAUAUAGCUUAUAUCCAGUCGCACACGAUGAUUCCAGAUGUAAUGGGGGGGAACGGCGCGUGCUACCAAAAAUGUCAUUGCAUUGACGUUACAAGGCCAAGCGUCUUGAAUCGCUUCUCGAAGAGACUCUGCUUUUCUUCUUUCUUUUCUUUCCACACGACGCGUUUGUACGUUUCUAUACACGAGUUAUUUUUGGUUGCCGGAAAGAUGAACAGCGAUAAACUGUGUAUUGGCUUUUUAAAUAAAAGUUUCGAUUUUUCGAGGACGAUUCGAGAUUCUUGGUCGUGUGACGAUGAUAAAAAGUCUAUUAUUACAAAGGCGUAGAUGACUCCUAGAGACUCUACGCGACUGAUGUUUAUAAUAGGGAUUAGAGUCAAUCAACUUUUAGAUAUUCUUUUUUUAUAAAUUUUAACAAAGUUUCUUUCGAAAAAGGGUCCUUUCUAUAUGGAUUAUCGUUUCUUUGAUUUACUUUUGAAAAUUCUUCGAGUGUUUGUACGAGUAUGUUUCCACUUUGCACUUUGUAAGCAAUACUUGCAAAAUUUUAUAAGUGAACUUGCCAACCCUUUUGUAAAUGACAACUUUUCGUAACUCGCAUAUCAGUGGAGCAAGUCUUUUUCAGCAUAAUCAGUCAUAUUAUUGUAUAAUACUAUACACACAACUCAAAUUCUAUAAAAAAAAUAAAAUAUUGUUGCAUCAAAAUUGUAAAUAUACAAUUGAGUCUCGUUGAGGAAAAAACGAAUAUUUAAAAGUUCUUUGAGUCAGCUGUUGUGAGUAAAGAGUCUAAGAUUUGUGGCGUCUCUCGCGGAAGUGCCCCCGACGAGAGUCAGCCUUUUUAGCGACUUGUAUAACUGCGUGAUUCGCGCGAGAAGUUAAACGAUGAUACCAUGCUAGCGACGGAGAUGCAAAAAAAAAUGUUGAAGAAAAAAAAAUCGAAAAAAAUUAUUAUAUCCACUAGAUAAACGUAAGGCGGUAGUCCAGUGUCUUGUGGUAGCACGUACGCCUUAAUUAUUAUACGCGACUGACGAACGAUAUCUUAUACAUGUAUAUCGAUAAAAUGAAGAGAUAGAAAAUAAUAUGCAAUUUCAUUAUAGACUGAUGUAUAUGAAAAAAAAAAGAAAAAAAAACAAUGAGUAACACCAAGCGACAUUGAACACUUUAAUGCACUUUUACACGAACGUGGAGGCGAGCAAAUAUACAUUCACACCACGAGAAGAAGAAUACAAAUCAAGGAGGCAUAUUUAGGUUUUUUUCUGAAAGAGACUUUUGAAAAAGGGCCAAAAGCUGUUCGUUUCUUUUAUCUCGACCAAAGAGCACGUUAUACAAUAGGUAAAUAUACUCUUAAGUAUGCGACGUUCGAGUAAACAAAAAAUGAAUGAUUAAACAAUGCGUUGAAAAAAAAUGUGAUAUAUCGAAGCUCGACGAGCUUUACAUACUCGUCGAUGUAUGCCCGUUAUAUUAUACUUAUGAUCUCCGGCAACUUGACCCUUCAUCCCUUUUUAAAGUUUCGACCACGUACACACGCGCGCGCGAUUAUUUUUAAGACUUUGUAUACACGUACAACUAAUAUGCUUUCACAUUCCGAUCUAAUAAUUCUCGCGCACUUUUACGGCUAUCAUUUUAUAUGAGUGAUUUACUGUACAGAUUUUUCAAGCGUCUACGACAUACCGACCACUUCUCUGCAUUAUAAUAACUCUUCUGUCAAUAAUGAAACAAAUGCGAAGCUACAUGCAAUCGAUACUAUACUUGGGGGACAUAAGUGUAAGUCGUCAAUUCAACAUAAUCGAGCUGCGCAUCUUUAUUAUCGCCCGCCUCUUCUCACUACUCGCGGAGAAAGUUUCUGCGACGAUGUGUGAAGCAAAAGCUCGAAUUAAACAAUUAUAUAAUAAAAAGUCACAUCAGCCGCAGCGAACUUCUCACUGUGCACCAGCUGACGAAGGGAACAAGCGGCGUAAGGUCUUGGAAACAAAAAAAAUAUUCACGCGAUACACCAGUUAGCAUUGUACUUCGUAAUCAUAUAGCGGAUGCGGGGAGACUCGGGAAAAAAGGAGCUAUUCGGAACAGAGAGAAUCCGGCGUAUACAAGUUCAGAUAAGCAGCAGGAAAGGACACGAAAAAAACGAGGAAAAAUCGCGUGUCAGGAGUCGGCGAGGCGUGAACGAGUAGAUAUAUAGGUGUGCCGCGGUGUAUAAAUUCGCUGUCGAGACGAGCAUAUAGCUUUAGCAGGGAAUUAUCGAAGCCGAAGCGUAACCGAGCUUUCGGGAGCUUUCUCGAGUACGCGCGUGCGUUUGAGCAAGUGAAUUGGUUUUUCUACACGUUGUUUUCGAUUGAUUUGUAUACUGAAACUUUUCGAAGCUCACGAUUUACAAGACCUUCUACGCCACGUGUAUCACUUCCGCCCGCGAAAUCCGCACGAGUAUUAUUAGAGGUUCGAUUGAACGUGUGUUACUAUAUGCUGCAGAUUUUAUGGGGAAUCAUGUGCUUGAUAACAAAAAAACAAUCUUUCUCGGCUUACACUACCCAGCGCAUACAAGUGUAUCAAUAUAUAUAGACAUGAAAAAAAUCUUCCACUGUAAAUGAGGCGACUAUACACGUAAACACAAACAUACACACGGUACGAGGCAACAGAAAAAAAAACAGAAAAACCGACGAUAAUAAACAAAAGGAUAUUAUUAUUAUCAUAUCAAUUAUUACUGCAUAGCUCUUUGAAUAAAUAAAAAAAUUGUAAAAGAGUAGCCGAAUACGAGAAGAAGUCAUUUAUUAAGGGUAUACUGUGUAUUUAUAAAGUGUGGAAGGCGAUGCACUCCGAGCUGUUUUCGUUUGAAGGCUACCGUAUAAGACUGGAUCCGACAGCGAAUCUUCGUCUUUCAUAUCUCGGUUGGUGAGGGAUAUUAUUCGCCAGCUAUAUUCGUAUAGAGACGAAGAGAGAACGUGUAUAAGCCGAACGGAAGAACGUUCAAUCAUUGUAUAUUGAUUAUAAAAGCGACACAUGUGCGACGAUCUUUUUAUAUACCUACAAUAUACGCAUGUAACACGAUGAUCGUAAUGUAUUUAAUAACGCAUAGGUGUGUGUAUCAACGCACCGAUACAUCGUAGUUAGAUUUUUCAAGUCUAGUCGGUAAUGCUUAGUGAUUAGACGGUGUUUUUCAUUUAUGCGGUUGAAUAUCAUCCACUGCGAUACGUGUGUAAACCAACUUCCGAAAAAGCUUCCUCAUUUAUUGUAGUUUUCCCGAAUGAACCAUAUCUCUAAGCUUAAAGUUCUCACAUAAACCCUCAUCGUAUACACACAAUUGUUUAACACCAUAAUAAUGAUAAACGCAAAGCUUGUACCCUUGUUUCUUACACAUAGAGGGAAAUCUUAAAGGAAUAAUUAUAAUAACAAUAAUAUUAUACGAUAAUGAAUUAAUCGAGAUUAGACUACGACUAUUUCAAAUUUCUACACGAUAUAUACUGAUGCGAAUCCGUCUUAUUUAAAAGAAAAAAGAAACACAGACAAUAUAGGAUCACAGGGAACUCCGCGAGCUUUCAACGGAGUGCAUCGCUCUUCUUAAUCGUUAGAUCGAAUCUUAAUCACUAAUUAUUAGGAAGCAAUAUACCGGCCGCGCACAACCGACAACGAUUAUAUAACGGAAACGCUGAGAGACGCUCCAGUUUAUCGCCAUUUUUUUAUCAAAAUGAAUAAAAAUGCAAAGCAAACCAUUAUAAACGAUAACUAAUGAAAAAACAAGCAAAAAGUACGUGCGAGGAUCGAGGAAGUUGAAGCAGGUGAUGGGCAGGAGUGACACGAAUGAAAACAAUCAAAUUUCGCUCGAGAAUAUAAUCUUUUUGAUAAGCGAAUCCGUAUAUAGCUCUUAAGUUUAGCCUAAUUAUGUCUCGGAUCGUCACAUUUUUACUUGAUGUAUACGUGCGGUGCGGAAAACGCGAAAUCGAUCAUGAUGAAUGUAUUAGGAAUUGAUCGUUUCCGAAAAAAAAGUUAAGAAAUCAGUUUGACUGUUGUACCUCAUAAUUUUUAACAUAAUUUACUAAGAAAAAAUUCACGUCACCCGCAGAAGGAAAAGAGAAUAUUCAAAUCAACUCUCUCUCUCUCGUAUACCCGCGUACGCACGCGUUUUUUCACUGGAAUAAAAAAUAAAUAAUAAAAAUAUACCAAUACCCCACACACUAUCGUACACUUAUAAACACAAGUUGUAUACUCUAUUAUAUAACGAUUGCGUUUGACUCGACUUAUUACGAACGAGGAGAAGAGAGGAAGGAGCGAUUUUUUUUUGUAUAACGACGAUAUAUAAUUAUAAUCUAUAAAUGUGAUACGAGGGCUCAUCCUUUUUUGCAUCGGCGCGAGAUCUUAAAACUCGGUAGUCAAUAGUUGCAGGUGCAUUUUUUAGAGUGACUAUUUGCCAUGAUGUGAAGUACCCAGAAUAACAUAAAGGCGAUUUUAAUUUCGCGAUCGAUCCAUAUCAAGUGGCGCAGGAGGUGACGGAGGAAAAGUGAUUAAUCGUUUGUAAAUUUGAGAUGAAAACUGCGGGGACAGAGAGAAAAAAGAGGAGGGACGAUAGAAAGAGAGGAAGUUCGUUGUUGUCGACGCGAUGGCAAAUAAUCGCCAGUUAUUUAUAAGUCAAAUAGAGGAUCGUCAACGAUAUAACGCAGGUGGAUAUAGAAUGUAUUGAAUAAAAAUAUAUACAAACUAUAA
Molecule: messenger RNA, 8208 nt
Organism: Nasonia vitripennis (jewel wasp)
Lineage: Eukaryota; Metazoa; Arthropoda; Insecta; Hymenoptera; Pteromalidae
Product: MAP/microtubule affinity-regulating kinase 4
Exons: 10
Coding region: 506-2875 (789 amino acids)
Biological process (GO): protein phosphorylation; intracellular signal transduction; microtubule cytoskeleton organization
Cellular component (GO): cytoplasm
Molecular function (GO): ATP binding; protein serine/threonine kinase activity; tau-protein kinase activity
Source: RefSeq, a predicted model, not a curated record